This is a messenger RNA of Arabidopsis thaliana (thale cress), 1161 nucleotides long. Its product is annotated as Thioredoxin superfamily protein. The coding region runs from base 236 to 853 and encodes 205 amino acids. The transcript is spliced from 3 exons. The record is from RefSeq and is marked reviewed. NCBI's taxonomy places the organism in Eukaryota, Viridiplantae, Streptophyta, Magnoliopsida, Brassicales, Brassicaceae.
AGACACUCUGUCUCACGCAGAGUCUUUUGAACAGAUUUUAAAAGCGAAGAGAGAUCUACAUCUUCUCAUCGUCGUCGUCAUCAUCAACAAUUCGAAUCUGAAAUCUGCAAUUCACGAGAAGAAGUUUUUUUUUGUAACAAUGGCGAAUCCAAUUCAAGAGGUACAAUUUUUUGGAAUUUCAUCGAUUGAUGAUUUUUUUCUGUAUUUGAUUUUUUUUUUGUUUUGGUGAUGAUGAAUGAAGAUUAUUGAGAAACAAGUUCUAACGGUAGCGAAAGCUAUGGAGGAUAAGAUAGACGACGAGAUAGCGUCUCUGGAAAAGCUUGAUGAAGAUGAUUUGGAAGUUUUGAGAGAGAGGAGAUUGAAGCAGAUGAAGAAAAUGGCGGAGAAGAAGAAACGGUGGAUGAGUAUUGGACAUGGUGAAUACUCUGAGAUUCAUUCUGAGAAAGAUUUCUUCUCCGUUGUUAAAUCUAGUGAACGCGUCGUUUGUCACUUCUACCGUGAGAAUUGGCCCUGUAAAGUGAUGGAUAAACACAUGAGCAUAUUGGCAAAGCAACACAUUGAGACACGUUUCGUGAAGAUCCAAGCUGAGAAAAGUCCAUUCUUGGCUGAGAGGCUUAAGAUUGUUGUUCUUCCCACUCUUGCCCUCAUUAAGAACACUAAAGUCGAUGAUUAUGUGGUUGGGUUCAAUGAACUGGGAGGGAAAGAUGAUUUUAGCACAGAAGAUCUUGAAGAGAGAAUAGCCAGAGCGCAAGUGAUCCAUUACGAGGGAGAAUCAUCUCUUAAACAAAAGUCUACAACACAAGUCAGAAGGAACGUGAGGCAGAGUGCUCGUUCAGAUUCUGACUCCGAAUAAAUCCCUUUUCUUAUCAAAGGUUUGUUCGUUUGUAUCCUCUUGUUAGUUGUAAUACUUGCAAUUCAUCGUUUUGAUGAUCAAAAUCAAUGUUGAUCGUUAGAUUGAUGAACAUGCAAUAUCUAGAAUACUACAUUGAUGUUUUAUAUGUUACCUAGUGAGAGUGUUGGAAUGACCAAAGUCUUUUUGAGUUUGUUCUUUAACUUUUGAAAACCUUCUGUCUCAUACCAUGUCUUCUCGAUUCCUCCUUAAGUCUGAAACCUAGACAAGUCAACAAUCGAACAACACUUUCCCUAAUUUUUUUAAUUUAU